AGUUGACUACCGGCGACGGUGAAUAAAUAAGGUGGAUUUUGUUCAGCUGAAUCUAAUUUAAUUCCUUUUUGACGAUCUUCCAUGAGGCGGUAUCCAACAGAAGUGUAUAUGAUGGCAGCAGUACGUAAUAAUGCUGACAUCGGGGGGCAUGUCCGAAUUCCCGGAGUGAUCGGGCCCCUAGGCCUCCGAAAAGUUCAUUCAAGUCCUACCACGAUUCCGGCGGUAUAAUGAUGAUCUUCUAUCGCAUCGGAGCCUCGCGGUAUCCACCAUAGCUGAAAGCGUCGGGAGGCUGCGCAAGGCACGAUAAUUGGAGAGAGGACCAAUUUAGAAUUUGACCUAGGACGUUGACAACAAGUCGCAUAUAAAUGAGACUUCGUCCCUAAGCUCAUGGAAUACAUUCUCAACCCAACUUCACCCAGCACGUCUUAGUUCACCGCUCUAUCUCGACUGAUAUUCAGAAAAUUUCAUCAUGUUGAGAGCUUACAUUGCUGCUGCUAUCCUCAGCGGAGGGGCAUCAGCAUCAUCUGGGGUGUUCAUUUCUUCACUAUCGUAUACGAAUGGUAGCUCGGGAGUAAACACCACUACCAGCGGAAUUCUACCUUGCGACGCUCUGAUCGAAGCCGGUCUUGGCGAUCGACUUCUUUUCGCCACGGAUCCCGGCUAUGAACCCGAAGUCGAGUCUUGGUAUUCGGAAAAUUCGCGCCAGAGACCUUACUGUUUUGUUCUACCUCGUAAUCGUGAGGAAGUCGCUACCACUUUGACCACGUUGGUUGGUGUCGACAAUGGCGCGGGUGAUUGGCACAUCGCAGUCCGCAGCGGAGGCCAUAGUUCGAUUGGAAGCAACAAUAUUGAUAACGGAGUAACCAUUGAUCUGAGUUUGAUGAAUUCUUCGAGUUACGACCCUCAAACCAACAUCGCCUGCAUUGAACCUGGCGGCCGAUGGAGGGAUGUAUACGCGGAUCUUGAUAAGCAAGGAGCGGUUGUUACCGGUGGCCGAGAUGGCGACGUCGGUGUUGGAGGGUUCCUUAUUGGGGGUGGGAACUCGUUCUUUUCGGGGCGAAUGGGAUUUGGUUGUGACUCUGUCGUGAACUUUGAAGUGGUUUUGGCGAAUGGAACUAUUGUCAACGCUAACAGUACGUCCAAUGCGGAUUUGUGGAAGGCCUUGAAGGGGGGUACCAGCAACUUCGGUAUCGUGACUCGAUACGAUAUGGAAGCUCUCCCUGCUCGGGAUUUGUAUUACGACCUGCGCUAUCUAAGCUACAACUACUCCGAGGCCGCGAUCGAAGCUGUCGCUGAAUUCGCCGACCAGGACCAGUCACUUCACGACAAUGCACUUGUGACCUUCUUCACUUACAACGCUUCGAUGAGUUCGGAAAUAUCUAUCGGCGAAAUCUAUGUCAACACGCAAGGGCACAGCAACGUUACGACAUCAUUUGAUAAGGUUAAGAACCUGCCUGCUAUGCUUAAUGUUUCAGUUAGCCAGAGUAUGGCAAAGGCUGCUGCUGGGUCGCAGGUUCCAGGAGGCACUAGGGACAUUGGAACAACGUUGACUUUUUACAACGACCCUCGAAUACUCCGUCGCUGCAAUGAACUUCAUGAGCAAUUUAUCGAGACUCUGAAACACUCCAUCGAUCCCACUAAGUUUGUGACAAUGGUAUUCUUCCAACCAAUCCCAUCUUACAUGGGGAAGGUUGCCGAAGAGCGAGGUGGAAACAUGCUUGGGUUCAAGAAUAGUGUCCAACAUAACGCUAUCUUGUGGACUUUCGGCGUUGCAAUUCAACCGGAUCAAGGCGAUGAAGCUUUUGCGAUCGCACGGGCCGAGUUGAAGGCGUUGACGGCACAGGUUAAGGAGUACGCGAGAUCAGUACAAGGGGAUAUCGACUUCGUCUACCUCAAUUAUGCGGACGCGAGUCAGGACCCCCUCGGAAGCUACGGAGCCGAUAAUAUUCAGCACAUACGAGAUGUUGCUGCCAAAUACGACCCGAACGAAGUAUUCCAGAAGCGCAUUCCUGGAGGCUUCAAGAUUUCAAGAGUCAAAUGAUGAAUGACGGAUAGUGCCUUGGUGCUUGCUCCUGGCUGAAGCUGUGUCAA
Molecule: messenger RNA, 2091 nt
Organism: Hypoxylon trugodes
Lineage: Eukaryota; Fungi; Ascomycota; Sordariomycetes; Xylariales; Hypoxylaceae
Product: FAD binding domain-containing protein
Exons: 3
Coding region: 470-2041 (523 amino acids)
Molecular function (GO): FAD binding
Source: RefSeq, a predicted model, not a curated record